CAGGAAGGAAAGUGACAGAUUAGCCAGUUGUGAGUGACUGAAGCUGUGUGAACAGACCAGCUCACUUAGGCGGCUAAGGGACAGCUAAAAGGUGACUGAAGUAAGGAAGAGUCUGUGCUCAGUGGUGUGAGGAUUUUCUAAAUUUAUGAUGAGAUCACUCAGAAUACACUUUCUAACACUGAUACUUUGCUUUAUCACCUUUUUGGAGGUUUCUACUCAGUGGAAUGAUGCCACUUUCAGAGUUUCUGUCCCAGAUGUAGUAACACUAGAAAAUGGCAGCUUUAAAAAUCUAAGUAUUGAUGUCAAUACUCCACUGAAUGAGACUGUUGUGUUUUUAUUUAAUAUUACAUAUUCCUCAAAGAACAAAACUAUUGUCUACCUUCCAGAUCAAAUUGUCUUACCAGAAAAUAAAUACCAUUCUGUUUUCACUGUGGGAGCAGUGGAUGUUGGACAAGUUACUGCUUUUUUGCAUAGUGCUGUUUUAAACAAAACAGGACCAAGAAUCCGGUUCUUAGUGAUUCACAGCCUCAGUCUGCAAGUUGUGGAACAGAUUAUUGGCUGGAUCUAUUUUCUCGCCUGGUCAGUGUCUUUCUACCCACAAGUGAUUGAAAACUGGCUUAGGAAAAGUGUUGUGGGAUUGAGUUUUGACUUUUUGGCAUUAAAUCUCACUGGUUUCAUAGCCUACAGUGUAUUUAAUGUUGGACUCUUCUGGAUACCGUACACUAGGGAACAGUUUAUUCAAGUACAUCCCAAUGGAGUGAUCCCAGUCGAUGCCAAUGAUGUGUUCUUCAGCCUUCAUGCAGUGCUACUAACUGUUGUUGUAAUUAUUCAGUGCUGUAUUUAUGAGCGGGGAACGCAGACUGUUUCUAAAGUUGCUAUUGGAUUUCUGAUCGUCGCCUGGGUCUUUGCAUUCUGCAUGCUCUUUGUUACUUUGGCUGGCAAGGUCUCCUGGCUCCAGUUUUUAUUCUGCUUUUCCUAUAUAAAGUUGGGUGUAACACUAACUAAAUACUUCCCACAGGCGUAUAUGAAUUUCCGUCGUAAAAGCACAGAAGGAUGGAGUAUUGGAAAUGUAUUGCUUGAUUUCAUUGGAGGCAGUUUCAGUAUUAUCCAGAUGUUUUUACAGUCUUACAACAAUGAUGAAUGGCAGUUAAUAUUUGGAGAUCCGACAAAGUUUGGUCUAGGGGUGUUUUCCAUCCUUUUCGAUAUUGUCUUUAUUAUCCAGCACUAUUGUUUAUACAGGAAGACACAAGGAUAUCAAAAUGUUUGAUAUAGGUUAUCUAUAAAGUUUGGACUAAUUAGUUGUGCAAUCGAAUGCCUUAGUAUUAAGGGUUUUUGGAACCUCACUCAGUCCUAUGCUUUAAAAGCCUAUCCUAGGAUUUUGGAUACUCAAGCCGCCAUUAAUUUGAGUCAACUGCUAUGCAUCUCAGUUUACAUUAGUUAUCUAGUGAAAGACUGUGGUAAGCGUUCACAAAUCUGCAUUUGUGUUUGCAGUGUAUUUUUCUACUUUUUUUUUUUAUACAAGAAGACUUCUCGGUGAACCUGUAAAAUUCUCAAAUUUAAGAGAGUUGCAGGCAUCUCUCAAAACAAUACAACUUCAAACUGUAAAGCAUUUAAAUUCAUCAUUUAUGAAUGAAACAUCUUCUGAAUCAUCAAAGGAUAAAUCAAAGUUCUGCAAAUGUUAGUGAAGCUUUAUGUUAUGCUUUAAGUCUAGUAUCUGAACACCCAAAGACAAUUUUACUAGAAGUAGUUAGUAUGGCUGAUUAUCAGCCUUCACAAUGAAUGCACUUUAACCAGGACAAAACAAAUGAUAAUUUAUAUUUUGUUAACUAAACCAUAAUUACUUAUACAAUGUAUUUAGGGCCAGAUUACAAGUGGAGCGGUAUUUAACACUCCCGCUCGAGCGUUACCUUUGCUAGAAGUUUUUUUUGCAUGUGUCAGGUUGCGCUCGUAUUACAAGUUGAAAGUAAACUGUUUUUGGUCGCAUGCUAACCCAACGAGCGUAAAAAGCCAAACUUACAAUAUCGCCCGCAUGACAACCUAUUGCCCCAUAGAAGUCAAUGGAACAAAAAAUUUUGGGGGGGAAACACCUUACUCAUGCGCAAACCCUACUGUAUAUUCCCAAGUGUGCUAACCCGACAUGAAAAUAUAAAUAUUUUACGUUCCAAUGUUCUUCACAUUGAAGAAUAUGUUCUAUUAAUUCGUAAAUACAGAUUUCUACAUAUAUAUGAUGGUAGUUUGGUGCAAUAUAUAUAUGCAUAUAAUAUAUAUAUAUAUAUAUAUGAAUAUCUAUUUAAAAAUACAUAAAACAUAGUCUGCUGCUAUGUGCAGAACAUUGGAAUGUGAAAUAUUUACUGUACAUACACAGUUAAACACUUUAUUAAAAAUGAAUAUUGCAUAAAUAUGUUUUUACAUAUUUUUAUCUACUUAACUGCUAAGGGCUCCAAUGCACUUAUAUAUAUAUAUAUGUAUACAUACAUAUGUAUGUAUGUGUUUAUAUAUAUAUAUAUAUGUCUGUAAAUAUAUGUACACACAUAUAAACAUAACUUUUGUGCAGUAUUUUUUUUAUAUAUAUAAUUUUUAUUAGAUUGUGUUUCGCAAAACAGUUAACCAGAGCUCUGAAGUCGCGUUAACUUCAAUAGUGCUCAAGCGGUCGCAUUUACUUGCGAUUACAUGGUAAUACAAACGCUAAACCUGACACACAAAAGCCUGCGAUAAACCCUGUUUAGCUCGCAUGUAACUGUUAGCGCUCCACUCUUAAUCUAGCCCUUAAUGUAUUAGUCAUUAGAUUAAGUUUACACAUAAUCAGCAGUUAAUAAAUUAUGCACCUAGUAUCUAAUAAGAAUACAAUGUUAGAAAGAAAAUGUUUUUUGUAAGUGGCAAUGGACAUGUUUAAUAAAUUAUGGAAAACAAAAUUUCCAGCUUUAAAAGACUAAUUAAGUCUAUAAAUGAAUGAUUCAAAUAUUUUAAAUAGGCAUAAUACAUUUAAGAAAAAAUAAUUCUACAGUGUAGUAAAUAUUAUGUGAAUUGUUUGUUCUUAAUAAAUUAAACGGUUUAACUUUUAUAUUAACCAAAUAUGAAUUUAUGACCAAAAAUAAUAAAAAAAUGGAAUUUAAAAGUA
Bombina bombina (fire-bellied toad) is the source of this 3118-nucleotide messenger RNA. RefSeq names its product cystinosin, lysosomal cystine transporter (gene CTNS). Lineage: Eukaryota; Metazoa; Chordata; Amphibia; Anura; Bombinatoridae. Gene Ontology annotation, cellular component: lysosomal membrane. Bases 146 to 1267 code for a protein of 373 amino acids. The record is from RefSeq and is a predicted model, not a curated record. Gene Ontology annotation, molecular function: L-cystine transmembrane transporter activity. The transcript is spliced from 11 exons. Gene Ontology annotation, biological process: L-cystine transport.